Colletotrichum higginsianum IMI 349063 is the source of this 1617-nucleotide messenger RNA. Its product is annotated as Transmembrane amino acid transporter. Gene Ontology annotation, cellular component: fungal-type vacuole membrane. Bases 1 to 1617 code for a protein of 538 amino acids. Gene Ontology annotation, biological process: amino acid transmembrane transport. The record is from RefSeq and is a predicted model, not a curated record. NCBI's taxonomy places the organism in Eukaryota, Fungi, Ascomycota, Sordariomycetes, Glomerellales, Glomerellaceae. Gene Ontology annotation, molecular function: L-lysine transmembrane transporter activity; L-glutamate transmembrane transporter activity; L-histidine transmembrane transporter activity. The transcript is spliced from 4 exons.
AUGCCGAACUACUCCAGCAUUACUGAUGGGAACGCAAAUUCGAUUGCGUCUGGAAGCUCCGACGAAAUGUCACGACAACGUCGAAGAAACGGAAAGGAAGGGGGAGGGCAAGCCUCGAUGACCAGUAGUGUCAUCAACCUGCUCAAUACCAUUGUCGGCGCUGGAACGUUGGCGAUGCCCUCGGUGGUAUCGCACAUGGGCUGCAUGCUCGGCGUGCUGAUGAUUAUCUGGUCCGGCAUGACGGCCGCCUUCGGCCUCUAUCUGCAGUCACGCUGCGCCCGUUACCUCGAUCGCGGGACCUCGUCCUUCUUCGCCAUCUCCAAAAUCACCUACCCGAACGCCGCCAUUAUUUUCGACACUGCCAUUGCGAUUAAGUGCUUCGGUGUCGGCGUAUCCUACAUGAUUAUCAUUGGCGACCUCAUGCCCAAGGUCUUUGUUGGCCUUUUCAGCGGUGCCGUGGCUACGUACCCUUACUUGGGCGAUCGCAACUUCUGGAUCACCGCCUUCAUGCUGGUCAUCAUUCCCCUGAGCUUCCUCAAGAAGCUGGACUCGCUCAAGUACACCAGCAUUGUCGCUCUGGUCUCUAUUGGAUACCUCGUUAUUCUCGUCAUUUACCACUUCGCUACCGACCGGCUCAAAGACAUGAGCGAAAUCAGGGUCAUUGAACCUGAGAGCGCUGUAGCCUUCCUCAGCACGUUACCCGUGGUCGUUUUCGCGUACACGUGCCACCAGAACAUGUUCGCCAUCUUGAACGAAAUCAAGGACAACAGUCCCAGCAGUGUUAUUGGCGUUGUGGGCUCUAGCAUUGGUGGCGCCGCUUCUAUUUACAUCGUCGUUGCCAUCACUGGCUACCUCACAUUCGGCAACAAGGUUGUGGGCAAUAUUGUCAUGAUGUGUAAGUGGAUUUCCAGCUUUGUGUUGAGCUUUCCUGACCCUCAUCUAGACUCCGCGACCGCCGCAUCCUACAUCGGCCAGUUGGCCAUUGUCGUGCUUGUCACUUUCUCCGUCCCGUUGCAAGUCCACCCCUGCCGAGCAUCCGUCGAUGCGAUUCUCAAGUGGCGCCCGAACCGCAGCUCAAGCGGCAACGGCCGGCCCAGCUCCCCUGGCGGUCGCCCACUUCUACCCUCGUCGGCAUCUGUCCACUCCGAUCACGGAUCCAGCUCUUCUAUGGGCGAAACUCGAUUCGCGAUCCUGACCUCUAUCAUCCUUAUCCUUUCUUAUGUCACUGCUCUUUCGGUCCACAGCCUCGAGAGAGUUCUUGCCUACGUCGGCAGCACCGGCUCAACCAGCAUCAGCUUCAUUCUUCCAGGCCUUUUCUACUACAAGAUCAGCGACCCCGACAGCAUGCACCAGCAACGUCUCCACAAGGAGGACGACGAUGCCGACUAUCCCUCGGAUGAGGAGGACGCGGACCCGAUGGUCACCAGCAUUGCCAGUCUUGGCAGCGUCGCCAGUGUCGUCGCCAACCCACGUCAAUGGAACCGCAAGUGGCGAUGGGACCUGGAGCACAUUGAACAAGACGCUCUGCGCAAGAUGGCUCUGGCGCUCGCCAUAUACGGUGUGUGUGUCAUGGUCGUUUGCCUUUUUAUGAAUAUCGUGUUCCACGCAUCGCACUGA